AUGAUGCUGAAUGUUGCCAGAAGUCCCAUUGUUCGCGGACUAAUCUUCGCCCUGGCAGCGCCCGGGCGGUAUAAAAGCGGCUUCGCCGCCCGUGCCUCGCACCCUGCCACCGCCAUGAUGCGCGCAGUUCUCGUCAUCGCCGCGGCGUGUCUACUGGCGCCGCCGUCGUUGGCGGCUCCGUGGCUCAGGACUCGCGGCCACGGGCGAAUCAUCAACGGCACGGAGGCCGACAUCGCCGACUUCCCCUGGAUGGUGUCGCUGCAGAUCCUGGACGACCACGCGUGCGGCGCCUCCAUCAUCAGCAGCACGUGGGUGCUGACGGCGGCGCACUGCGUCUACGUCUGCCAGCUGUACGCCGACCGCCACAAGAGCAUGCGCGCCGGCUCCUCCAGCCGGGCCAGCGGCGGCGUCCGCCUCGACGUCGCCCAGAUGAUCAAGCACGCCGACUUCCAGAUGCCCACUGACGAGGACCCUGACGUCGACUACGACAUCGGGGUCAUCCAGGUGAGGGGACGUACAAGGGUACGCUAG
This is a messenger RNA of Schistocerca cancellata (South American locust), 531 nucleotides long. Its product is annotated as trypsin-7-like. The transcript has a single exon. Gene Ontology annotation, molecular function: serine-type endopeptidase activity. Lineage: Eukaryota; Metazoa; Arthropoda; Insecta; Orthoptera; Acrididae. The coding region runs from base 1 to 531 and encodes 176 amino acids. The record is from RefSeq and is a predicted model, not a curated record. Gene Ontology annotation, biological process: proteolysis.